Messenger RNA from Armigeres subalbatus, 940 nucleotides. RefSeq lists its product as uncharacterized. Bases 48 to 725 code for a protein of 225 amino acids. Gene Ontology annotation, biological process: regulation of tube size, open tracheal system; septate junction assembly. The transcript has 2 exons. Gene Ontology annotation, cellular component: septate junction; membrane. The record is from RefSeq and is a predicted model, not a curated record. NCBI's taxonomy places the organism in Eukaryota, Metazoa, Arthropoda, Insecta, Diptera, Culicidae.
ACUCAGUUGCGAUCGGUCACUGUCAAAUAGUUGUCGUCAUCAUCAAGAUGGGAGCGAGCACCAAAACUGGAAAGUUUGCCGUCGGAUUUACGGCGGCCGCGUUCCUGUUUAUCCUGAUAUCCUUCUGUUCGCCCUACUGGCUGACAACCGAUGGCAAGCUGAGCAAACCCAAGUUUACGAAUUUAGGACUAUGGGAAUUAUGUCUGAAUGAUUUCCAAGACAUCCACAGGUUUUACGAUACACGAUUCACCGGAUGCAUGUGGAUAUUUGAAGAGGAAUAUUAUAUAUUGCAUGACUAUAUCCUACCUGGAUUCUUCCUGGCGGUGCAAUUCUUUUUCACGUUAUGCUUCACCUUACUUUUGAUGGGAUGCGUGAUGACGUUCAUGUAUUUGGGUUGCUCAAAGGACAACGAUCGCUACAUCAUGCUAUUAUUGACGAACGGAACGGCCAUGGUGGUGGGCGCCAUCUGCGGAUUCAUUGCCGUAUUGACCUUCGGAUGCAAUGGAGACAGCCGAGACUGGAUGCCGAAUUGGGAGCAUAAUGGUAUGGGAUGGGCAUUCGCACUGGGAGUCGUUGGAGUGUUUCUGCAGCUCCCAGCUGGUAUUUUGUUCAUCGUGGAGGCAAGGAGAGCAACCUAUCGUCGUUUGAACAAUAUUGCCAACUCGGAAAUGUCUGCCUAUACCAUGGAUGACCGGAAGUACCGAGGAGGGCAUACGGAUAUCUAGAAGUAUUAGUUUAAACAUAUCGUUUUGCCAAGACAGUUUUUUAUAUUAAAUAGAAGUAAGAUAAGCAAUCUCCUAUAAUGAAGUAACGAACGAAUCAUCAAACGUAGACUAGAGUUUAACAUUGGAGAUCAAAACAUUCCGUCCAUAUCGCCAAUUGGGUGAUUGAUUGAUCAUUAGGCAUGCUUUUUUGUCCGAAUAAAUAGUAUUUUACAUAA